CACACCAACACAUUUUGAGAAUCUUUGAACACUAAUAAUUACGAUUUAAGCAUUAUGAGACUCCAAUCUGUUGUGUUUCUCCUUCUGGGAUUUCUGGCUACUAUGUCUGUGAGAAAUCAAGCUAUCGCGGGUGGUUGGGAACCCAUCAAGAAUAUCAAUGAUCCACAUGUGAUUGAUAUCGCCAACUAUGCUGUUACCGAGCACGACAAGCAAGCUGGGUUGAACCUGAAAUUGGAGAAGGUCAUCAGUGGUGAGACAAAAGUUGUCGACGGAAUAAUCUACUGUCUCAACAUUACUGCUAGUGAUGGUUCGGCUUCUAACAAAUAUAAUCUUGCUGUGUUGGAGAAAUUAGAACAACACUUCAGGAACCUCACUUCAUUUGUUCCUCUUCAGAAUUAAAUUAAUAAAUGUUGUUUGAUUCCAAGGCUUUAUUGCAUAAUUCUCUUGUAAACUUAUUAUCCUAUCAAUAAAAAGACAGUGUUUUAAACAC
Medicago truncatula (barrel medic) is the source of this 490-nucleotide messenger RNA. RefSeq names its product cysteine proteinase inhibitor 5. Gene Ontology annotation, molecular function: cysteine-type endopeptidase inhibitor activity. The coding region runs from base 55 to 399 and encodes 114 amino acids. The record is from RefSeq and is a predicted model, not a curated record. The transcript has a single exon. NCBI's taxonomy places the organism in Eukaryota, Viridiplantae, Streptophyta, Magnoliopsida, Fabales, Fabaceae.